UUCACCCACUUCUCCUGUUUCCACUCUCCCCAUUUCCCCCACUAACCCAAUUUUUUUUUUUUUGCUAUUUAUCGAAAUACCUCUCUCUGUCUGUCUCUUCAUCAGAGGCAGACCAUGGCGUUUCAUCUCCUUUCCUUCUGCUUCUUCCUCUUCCUCAUCAUCUCCACUAGUCCUUCAGAAGGUGGUUCUAUUGGAGUGAACUACGGGCGAGUAGCGAACAACCUUCCAUCAGCAACGAAGGUGGUGCAGCUCUUGAAAGCUCAAGGACUAGACCGAGUCAAGCUCUACGACACCGACCCGGCCGUCCUCCACGCCUUGUCCGGCAGCAACAUCAAGGUCAUCGUUGCCUUGCCCAACGAGCUCCUCGCCAGCGUGGCCAAACGUCCCUCCCAGGCCUACACAUGGGUCCAAAAGAAUAUCGCUGCUUACCACCCUUCCACCCAAAUCUACGCCAUUGCCGUUGGGAAUGAGGUGUUCGUAGACACCCACAACACAACCACCUUCCUCGUCCCAGCUAUGACUAACGUCCACGCUGCUCUGGCCCGCUUCAACUUAGAUUCGGAAAUCAAGGUCUCUUCCCCAAUAGCCCUUUCCUGCCUCCAAUCAUCCUACCCUUCCUCAGCUGGAGCCUUCCGGAACGAGCUGGUCGAACCCGUCAUAAAACCCAUGCUCGAAUUCCUCCGCCAGACCGGCUCCUACAUUAUGGUCAAUGCCUACCCCUUCUUCGCUUACGAAGCCAAUGCCGACGUCAUUUCCCUCGACUACGCCCUCUUCCGUCCCAACGCCGGUGUCGUCGACGCCGGUAGCGGACUUCGCUACUCUAAUCUCUUCGACGCUCAGAUUGACGCUGUCUUUGCUGCUAUGUCUGCUCUCAAAUACUCCGAUAUAAAAAUGAUGGUGACCGAGACCGGCUGGCCAUCCAAAGGCGACAAGAGCGAGACUGGUGCUGGCCCCAACAAUGCCGCGGCCUACAACGGCAACCUGGUGCGGCACGUGCUGUCAGGUGCCGGCACGCCUCUCCGGCCCAAGGAGGAGAUUGACGUCUAUCUCUUCGCUCUCUUCAACGAGAACCAGAAGAACGGACCAACUUCCGAGAGGAAUUACGGCCUCUUCUACCCCAACGAAGACAAGGUCUACGACAUUCCUCUCACAAUCGCUGGCCUGAAGAAGCAGCCUCAGCCCCAGCCGCAGCCGACGGACCAGACCAGCACCGGCAUUUCGACCAGCUCCUCCGGGAAGACGUGGUGCGUCGCCAACGGUAAGGCUAGCGAGCAGCGCCUGCAGGUCGCUCUUGACUACGCUUGCGGAGAGGGAGGAGCGGAUUGCCGUCAGAUCCAGCCGGGUGCCACGUGUUACGAUCCUAACACGCUCGAGGCACACGCUUCCUUCGCCUUCAACAGCUACUAUCAGAAGAAGGGCCGUGGGAUCGGUACCUGCGACUUCCAGGGUGCGGCCUAUGUCGUCUCCCAGCCUCCCAAGUAUGGAAAGUGUGAUUUCACGACGGGAUACUGAGAAGCUGGUUGGGACAAACGUCUUCAUGUGGAACUGAAGAGAGAGAGAGAGAGAGAGAGAGAGAGAGAGAGAGCGAUGUUGACAUGUAGAGAGAGAGAGGUGUUGGCAGAUCGCGUGUAGGAAUGCAGCCCAACUGAGUACGGUAUUAUUAUUAUUAUUAUUUAAUUAUAUUAAAUUAGAAAAAAAAGAAGAAGGAAGAAGAUAGUUGGGGAAGGGGAGAGAGCUGGUGAUGUUUCCUUGUUGUUUGAAUUUUCUUUGUAGCAGUAGUGUUUGUAAUUAAAGGCAUAUAUGUAUCUAAGACGAUUUUCAUUUCAUUUCCAUUUCUGUAUCUGUACUCUCUCUCUAUAUGAUUAAUGCUAACACAAUUAAUUGUACGGCUAA
This is a messenger RNA of Magnolia sinica, 1893 nucleotides long. Its product is annotated as glucan endo-1,3-beta-glucosidase 12. Gene Ontology annotation, molecular function: hydrolase activity, hydrolyzing O-glycosyl compounds. The record is from RefSeq and is a predicted model, not a curated record. Gene Ontology annotation, cellular component: plasma membrane. Gene Ontology annotation, biological process: carbohydrate metabolic process. NCBI's taxonomy places the organism in Eukaryota, Viridiplantae, Streptophyta, Magnoliopsida, Magnoliales, Magnoliaceae. The transcript has 3 exons. The coding region runs from base 115 to 1512 and encodes 465 amino acids.